This is a messenger RNA of Penicillium angulare, 1359 nucleotides long. RefSeq names its product L-fuconate dehydratase. The coding region runs from base 1 to 1359 and encodes 452 amino acids. Gene Ontology annotation, biological process: carbohydrate catabolic process; amino acid catabolic process. The transcript has 4 exons. Lineage: Eukaryota; Fungi; Ascomycota; Eurotiomycetes; Eurotiales; Aspergillaceae. Gene Ontology annotation, molecular function: L-fuconate dehydratase activity; magnesium ion binding. The record is from RefSeq and is a predicted model, not a curated record.
AUGGUUAAGAUCACUGGCUUCACAACGCGGGACGUGAGGUUUCCGACCUCCCUCGACAAGACCGGCUCCGAUGCCAUGAACGCUGCCGGCGACUACUCCUCCGCCUACUGCAUUAUCCACACUGACUCUGACUUCAGCGGUCACGGCAUGACAUUCACAAUUGGUCGUGGCAAUGAGAUUGUCUGCUCCGCCAUUGAGCUCAUCACACCCCUUAUCGUUGGAAAAGACCUGGACGAGUUGACCGCCGACUGGGGCAAGACCUGGCGCUACCUCGUCUCCGACAGCCAGCUCCGCUGGAUUGGUCCCGAGAAGGGAGUCAUCCACCUUGCUAUGGGUGCAGUCGUUAAUGCCCUUUGGGAUCUAUGGGCUAAGACCCUCGGCAAGCCUGUCUGGCGCAUUGUUGCGGAUAUGACUCCCGAGGAGUUCGUUCGCUGCAUUGACUUCCGAUACAUCACUGAUGCUAUUACUCCCGAAGAGGCUCUGUCUAUGCUGAAGGAGAUCGAAGCUGGCAAGCAGGAGAGAAUUAAGGAGGCUGAGGCUAGCAAGGCCGUGCCGGCAUAUACUACUAGUGCCGGAUGGUUGGGAUACCCCGAGGAUAAGUUGAAGAGACUUCUGAAGGAGAGUGUGGAGCAGGGAUAUAAGCACUUCAAGUUGAAGGUUGGUGGAAGCUUGGAGGAUGAUAAGACUCGCUUGAGAAUUGCCCGUGAAGCUAUUGGUUAUGACAAGGGAAACAUCUUGAUGGUGGAUGCUAACCAGGUCUGGUCCGUCCCUGAGGCUAUUGAGUGGAUGCAGGAGUUGGCUGAGUUCAAGCCUUGGUUCAUUGAGGAGCCUACCUCCCCCGAUGACAUUCUCGGCCAUGCCGCUAUUAAGAAGGCUCUUGAGAACACUCCUCACGGGACCGUUGGUGUUGCUACUGGUGAGAUGUGCCAGAACCGCGUUAUCUUCAAGCAGCUACUGCAAGCUGGUGCUUUGACUGUUCUCCAGCCUGAUGCCUGCCGUGUUGGUGGAGUUAACGAGGUCUUGGCUAUCCUGCUCUUGGCUCGCAAGUUCGGCGUUCCUAUUGUUCCCCACUCCGGUGGUGUUGGUCUGCCAGAGUACACCCAGCACUUGAGUACCAUUGACUACGUGGUUGUUACUGGCAAGCGAAGUGUGUUGGAGUAUGUUGACCAUCUGCAUGAGCAUUUCGUUCACCCAUCCAGCGUUAAGGAUGGAUACUAUGUUACUCCUAUGGAGCCUGGAUACAGUGUGGAGAUGAAGGCCGAGAGCAUGGAUGCCUUUGCUUUCCCUGGUGAGGAAGGAAAGAGUUGGUGGCGCUCCGAGGAGGCUAAGACUAUCAUCGAUGGUCCUCGUGUGGUAUAA